Messenger RNA from Arctia plantaginis, 510 nucleotides. The record is from the annotation of a GenBank genome assembly. NCBI's taxonomy places the organism in Eukaryota, Metazoa, Arthropoda, Insecta, Lepidoptera, Erebidae.
AUGACGUUACGCAAAUGUCAUCGGCUUUGCAUUCCACACUUUCGGAUAUGUACUACAAACGAUGACGCACGUCUUUGCUGCGUCAAAGGAAUUAAAUGGAAUUUAAUAAGAGAAUGCUAUCGGUUCAAUCUUAACAUUCGUGACGGAGAGGAAUCGAUUGGUACCGACCGCAGGAGACGAAAGUACGGAAGCGGUGAUUGUGCCUGGCGCGACGGUGCGACGGGGCGGGCUGGUCGCGGCGCACCAGCUUGCCCAGAAGUUCGAGGAGGGACAGGCGCAGGGGGCGCGGCGGCACACGAACCUCGCCGCCGUCCGCGCCCAGCACCUCCAGCUCCACCGCCUCGGAGCGCGCGCACAUCCGCGCCGCUACCGCCGCCCCAUGUCGCGCGCCGUUCCGGGCGGCCACUCCGCCGGUUCGGCCCGCGCUCCGGACCCACGAGACUCACCACACGCCACUCGCCAAUUGCGACACGCGACCCGCACGCGCGCUCUGACCCGUCGCAGGGCUGA